UUAUUACGAUAAUGGAACAAAGAGAUUUUUCGCUACUGAUUAUAGUUAUUGUUAUAGCAUGCACGGAUUCAAUGACUCGGCAACAAAUUAAAAAUGCCGCCAAACUUGUAAAGAAGAAUUGCAUGGGAAAGAAUAAUGUUACUGAAGAUUUGAUCGGAGACAUAGAAAAAGGAAAGUUUAUUGAAGAGAGAAGUGUUAUGUGUUAUAUAGCAUGCGUUUAUCAAAUGACGCAGAUUGUAAAAAAUAAUAAGAUCAGCUAUGAAGCGUCUAUAAAACAAGUGCAGAUAAAUUAUCCUCCAGAGAUGAAAGAAGCGAUGUUAGUUUCUAUCGAGCAUUGUAAAAGUACACCUAAGAAAUAUAAAGAUAUCUGCGAAUCAGCAUAUUGGACAGCCAAGUGCAUUUACGAAGAUAACCCAGAUAAUUUCUUAUUUGCGUAAUAAAAGAAAUGUAUCCUUAAA
Molecule: messenger RNA, 458 nt
Organism: Colias croceus (clouded yellow)
Lineage: Eukaryota; Metazoa; Arthropoda; Insecta; Lepidoptera; Pieridae
Product: general odorant-binding protein 72-like
Exons: 5
Coding region: 12-437 (141 amino acids)
Biological process (GO): sensory perception of smell; olfactory behavior
Cellular component (GO): extracellular region
Molecular function (GO): dibutyl phthalate binding; odorant binding
Source: RefSeq, a predicted model, not a curated record